AUGAACGGUUCGGCUGCCAAAGAUCAUUUCGCAAUGAAUGGGACGGUUACGGAAGAUCAUUCCGGGAUGAAUGGUACGAUUAUGGGAAACAAUCACACGAUGAAUGGCGAGGACGAUUUGGCAGACUCUCUUGAACAAUGGGCCACGAACCUAGCGGAAGCCGCGAAAGCUUACAGGGGUGCAUCUGGACAGCAGAGUCUCCUCCUUCGUAGCAAGAUGAGCAACAACGCGAAGCAGAUCAUUGAUGCCAUCAAAGACCCAGGAGAAACACCCUUUGAGUACUCGAUGGCGGAAAUGGGUGCUCUGCGUAUGAUGAUGGAGCUCAAAAUCUUCGACAAAAUUCCUCAGCAGGGAAGCAUAUCUUAUGGCGACUUGGCCGCAAGUAUUGGAGCUGAAGAGUCUCUUCUUACUCGCAUUCUGUGGAUGCUUGUCUCAACGGGUCUACUGAAGCAGAUUGGGGAAAAUCAGGUUGCCCACACCCGUCUGUCAAAGACUUAUGUUGAUGGAAAUCCGCAAGGGGCGUUCUUUCAGAUCAUGUUCGACGAAGGCAUGAUCACGUACACCAAAUGGCCAAACUAUUUCGAAAAGUUCGGUCUCAAAGAACCCAGAGAGGCAAACUAUGUUCCAACCACCUUUGCCUGGGGUUGCGAAGAGAAGAACUUCUGGGAGAUGAUGAACGACAACCCAAAACGUUUGAAGGCUUUCAACCUGAGCAUGGCGACGCUGGAUGAAGUGCUCCCAGUCACAGGAAUGUAUGAUUACAGCUGGAUCGCUGAUCAUGCCAAGAAUGGAGAUUCAUCAAGGACCCUGAUUGUUGAUGUCGGUAGCGGCAAGGGACAGGCUUUGAAGAGAAUUAUGGCAUCAUGUGCAGAAAUACCUGCAUCAAGACUGGUCAUGCAAGAUCGACCGAUUGUGAUCGAGGAAGCGGAAAACACCAAAGACGAGAUGUUGCUGGACGUCAAGAAGAUGCCACACGACUUUUUCAAAGAGCAGCCUGUCAAAGGAGCGCUAGUGUACUUCAUUCGGCGUAUCAUCCACGACUGGCAUGAUGAUAAUUGUCGCAUCAUACUGUCCCAUCUCGCAAGAGCCAUGGAUUCCGACUCUCGAGUGCUCAUCUGUGAGCAGAUCAUGUCAAAUCCACCAUCACCCUUGAAUGCUCAGACUGACUUGUGUAUGCUGGGACUUGGUGCUAAGGAACGCACAGAGAAGAUGUUUAAAGAGUUAGUGCCUUCAUCGGGUCUACGACUCAUCAAGAUCUGGAAGGCAGAAGGAACAAAUGUGGGGGUGAUAGAGUGUGCAAAGGGGGAGCAGACCAAUGGGCAUUAA
This is a messenger RNA of Endocarpon pusillum Z07020, 1326 nucleotides long. RefSeq lists its product as uncharacterized. Gene Ontology annotation, molecular function: O-methyltransferase activity. The record is from RefSeq and is a predicted model, not a curated record. NCBI's taxonomy places the organism in Eukaryota, Fungi, Ascomycota, Eurotiomycetes, Verrucariales, Verrucariaceae. The transcript is spliced from 5 exons. Bases 1 to 1326 code for a protein of 441 amino acids.